Messenger RNA from Leptosia nina, 513 nucleotides. The record is from the annotation of a GenBank genome assembly. NCBI's taxonomy places the organism in Eukaryota, Metazoa, Arthropoda, Insecta, Lepidoptera, Pieridae.
AUGAGCUUCUUGGAGCCGAUUGGGUUUUUCGUACAGUGGGACGUAACCCGGUCGUCCAUACCAAAAAUUAAGGGUUACAAGGUAAAGCUAUGGUCAAUUGAAGAAAAUACAACGAGAAACUACAAAUUGCUGAACGGUGAUCAAUAUCCUGGACUAGAGAGAAAUGAUAUUGCUCAAGAGGCUUUCAACGAAAGUUACACAGCCAAGAACGAAGUAACAGAAAUAACUUCCAUUAAUGCAUACCAUAAUGAAGCAAGACUACUUAGCAUCGCGAAAGACACAUUAUAUGAAAUACGUGUUUUCACUUAUAAGGAUGAAGAUGUAGGACCCAUGUCUGACCCCAUUAGGGUCAAAAUAAUGAAAUCUAAAACUGAUUACACUGUAUCAGAGGAUAUAGUGAAACCUAGACCAGUUUAUACGGUGUUGGCUGAACGACAAUUUGAUUACUGUAAAGUUUCUAUCAUCACGAACACGACAGAUGGCGAUCCUUUUAUCCAUAAAACGUUUAUAUGA